Molecule: messenger RNA, 696 nt
Organism: Ectocarpus siliculosus
Lineage: Eukaryota; Phaeophyceae; Ectocarpales; Ectocarpaceae
Source: the annotation of a GenBank genome assembly
AUGGGCAUCGGAGCAGGAGCAGGCUCUCUGGGUUCUCUCGUGGGCCUUGGAGGAGGGUUCGUCGCAAUACCGUUCCUCACUGGCUGGCUGGGUCUUACGCAGCACCAGGCGCACGGGACUUCUUUGGGUGCGGUGUUUGCUACCGGGGCGGCUGGGUCGACAGCCUACGCGCUGGCCGGUCAUGUCGACUACCAGGCAGCGGGAGCCAUAGCGGUGGCCGGGAUGGCCGCGGCACACGCCGGUGCCCGCUGCACCGCCGGAGUAGACGGAAACUCGCUCAAGAUGGCGCUCGGGGUGCUCAUGCUCGCCGUGGCACCGCUUGUGCCGCUCAGGGACAAGCUUUCGCAUAAUAAAGGUCCCUGUCUCCGCCCCUCCACCGCCGCAGACGACAUAGCCGAGGAUCGAUCUCAAGAACGGUACGAAGAACGGUCCGAAGACCGUUCUUCGGGGGAGGCGACGGGUCUCCUAGACGGAGGAGGCUUGAUACCGAUGGAGGAGGGAGGAGAGGGGACAUCUCCUAGCGUCCCCGGGGUGUCUUCGGAGAGAGUGACGACGAUGCUGGCGAUCGGGGCGGGGAGCGGGUUUCUAGCAGGCGUUUUCGGCGUCGGGGGAGGGGUUCUGACCGUCCCCUCCGUCUCCCUGGCGACUGACUUGGGCCACAAGAAGGCGGUUUUGGUGUUGGGGGAGGGGUUCUGA